Fundulus heteroclitus (mummichog) is the source of this 4540-nucleotide messenger RNA. RefSeq names its product zinc finger MYM-type protein 4. Gene Ontology annotation, molecular function: zinc ion binding. NCBI's taxonomy places the organism in Eukaryota, Metazoa, Chordata, Actinopteri, Cyprinodontiformes, Fundulidae. The transcript is spliced from 20 exons. Bases 415 to 3939 code for a protein of 1174 amino acids. The record is from RefSeq and is a predicted model, not a curated record.
AAACUGAACGCAGCCGGGCUUCCAGUUGCAUUUGCGGUGCGUCGUCAUUUUUCCGACGCACCGCAAACGCAGCACGUUAGCGUGUUGGCCCAACCAUAUGCAAGCGUGUUGGCAUUUGUGGGAGGCGAGAAGGAGAGAGUCAGGAAAUACUGAAAGCUCUUAUAUUUUGGCAUUUCAGUAAUGGUUUUACACAUUUCUAAUUCACCGGGUUCAAUUAUGUAUUAAUUUACACCGUCAGGACGGGGAGAAAAAAAACAAAACAAAGAGGGAGCACCUAAUCUGAGGGUUACGAAUUAAAUGGCCAGCUUAUCUGGAAGAAGUGUAGCAUCGUUGUUGUAGUAGCUUCGUCUGACGCCCCAUUGAGAAGGAGGAGGAGGGCAUCUGGAAGCGCGGCGUCUGCAGCAUAAUUAAAACAUGGCGGACUCCGAGGAAUUUAGACUUAAACGUUUAAAGCAUGAAGAGCAGAUGUCCCGAAUGUUUGAUGAAGUGAUGGGGCUGGGAGAGUUCGCCGACUCCUCCAGGGGCUCCGCGGCUUCCUCCAAGAGCGGCGGUCAGGCAGAAUCGAAAGGACUGGAAGAAACUUUGGAGCAAGGGGAAAACCAGCCGCUUGAGGAAGAUAGCAACUCCAGCAGACAAGAGAAGAAGACGGAUGAGGGGACGGGGGAGACGGGUUUUCCUCCCCUGAGUUUAUCCUCUCCUGAAAAACCCUCUUUGUUUAAUAUGGUAGGCAGUGAAAGAGGGGGUGGCGGGGCGGCAUUUGAUGAUGCGCUCGACGGCCUUCCCGCUUUUGGACCAGAGGAGGAGGACGAAGACUGGCACUUUGCCCUGCCAAUGGACUCCCUGGAAGAUGGCGAUGCGGGUAAGGCCAGCAAGAUCGGUCAACUUGGGCGGGAGAACAGUGCUGCUCGGGGCAAUCCCUUUGCCCCGAAACCUGGAGCUGAAGAGAAGGAGGAAGAGAAUGAGGGGAGCACCGAGUCUGCCAACACCUCCCACUCAUCUCAGGACAACAACCCGGACAACAGCAAAGACGACGGCGGCCUGAAUCAGAACGAGGAGACCGAAGACAGCGAGCAGGAAGAGACAUCGGGGAACACUCGUGGGGCGGAUCGUAAUCCUCCUACUUCUCCCAGGAUAAACAUUAAAGAUGAGCCGAUUGAUGAGGGCUAUGAUGCUGCUUUGCUUCCUCAGACCACCAGUAGGCAAAUCAAGGAGGAGCUGGAGCAGCAGGAGGAACAGCUGAGGAUCAGCUCUGUCUACUCUGUAGGAGGAGGAAACAGCUUCACGUCUUCUUCCAUGCCUGCAGCUGUUCCAGCUCCAACACCGACGCACAUUUUAAUUCCCGGCCGAGGAGCCGUUCUACACGCCAUGGCGUCCCUCCCAGUUAGACAACCAGUUCCAGUCCCACCUUCAGUACCCACUUUGACAGCAUACCCGCCACGCCCUCCACUUCCUGCCGUCCCCGGUAGUGUUCGCUGCAGCGGCUGCUCCAAGGUUUUACUGAAAGGCCAAACAGCUUUCCAAAGAAAAGGCUCAACUCAGCUGUUCUGCUCCACAGUCUGCCUGACGGGCCAUCUUCCACCCAUCACUAAGGGUCGAUUGUGUUUCCAGUGCAACAGGGAGAUCCUUCAGCCCAGGGACAUGGUCACAGUCCCAGCAGAAAACAGCACAUUCAUGCACUUUUGUGGCCAGUUCUGUCUGUCUGUAUACAGACACAAGAAGAAACAAGGCGAAAAAGUAACAUCUGAUAAGCGGCCCGACAGGAAGCCUGAGAAGCCGCCUGAGAAACCGGUGGAGCGUCCGGCAGAAAAACCCUUCUGUAGCGUCUGCAAAGGCACCAACAAGCAGAUCGAGCAUGAGGUCACCCAUCAAGGAAAACUGCACCGACUCUGCAGCGACUCCUGUUUCCUUACCUGGCGCAAGCUGCGCCAGCUGGCCUUGAACUGCUGCGAAGGCUGUGGACUUUACUGCAGCAGCAACUCCAGCUCCUGUCAGACGCUGACGAUUGAAAAGGCCCAGCUCAACUUUUGCAGCGCCACCUGCAUCAACACCUUUAAACAGACUUGCAGAAAGUCGACCGAGUGUGCCAACUGUCACAAGAUCACAGUGGUGUCCUCUAGCAUCAUGGAGCUGGACCAGAAGGGUAAAGUUCAGCUGUACUGCUCUACUCCAUGUGUGGAGCAGAGCCGACCACCGCAGCACAGCCUCACAGGUACUCCGUUCCCCUGCAGUCUGUGUAAAGUUUCCGCGGUUCCUCAGUAUCAUCUCGCCAUGGUGGACGGCACCAUUCGCAACUUCUGUUCCUUAGCCUGUGUGACUACAUACAGGAAAUCUUCUCUUUCAACUCUGCCUGAAAUGACCAACGGAACCUCCUCACCCAGGGACCCUCCCAACAAGGACGCUCCAAAGCCAGGACCCUCCACCACAGCCACCGGGGCCACCUCUGUCCCCCCCAUUCCUCAGGAUUACUCGUCUUCAGUCCCAUACCCAGGACACCAUCCCAGUAACACAUCAGUCCCCCCUCUAGUGCCUCCUCAUUUGGCCGUGUCCACGCCCACUCUCCCCGGACAAGCCCAUGCCACUUCCCCCCCGGAGCAGCCUCUCAAACCGGUCGAAGAUGGGCUCAGUGACGCCGUCAAACUGACCUGCUAUCAGUGCACCAAGAAGUUUAGCCACAAGCCGCUGCUACUCACCCACCAGGUGGGUCGUAUUUCUUUGUUUUGCAGUAAAAUGUGCUGUGAUCAGUACAACAUCCAGAAAAACGUCCUCGCUGUGUGCGACUGUUGUAAAGAGGAAAAGGUCCUUUAUGAGGUCACCAGCUUAGGACAACAGGACGUGUUCUUUUGCAGUGAAAACUGCAAGCAGUUCUUCAAACAGGACCGGGCCUUGCGUCCUUGCUCCUACUGCUGUGGCCUCGGACAGAAGAUGAUGCUCAGCCACUAUGGAGGGAAGAUUGAGGAGUUCUGCAAACCUCACUGCAUGUCCCUGUACACUGUGCUCUACUAUGGAAUGGGUCGCUGCGACAGCUGCAGGAAGCAGGGCUACAUGAACGAGAAGCUGCAGUGCUUGGGUUCGGUCUGUAACUUCUGCAACAUACUCUGCCUGCUGCAGUACUGCAGCCUUCAUUUUGGGCCAAACCAAAACACCACCACCAGCAACGGCACAGCCACUGCCCCACCAGUGCCGUCCGCUCCAGCGCAACCGCAUCACUCCUCGAAGAUGAAUCCUGUCAUUGCAGACGUCGUCUCUUUGGCCAAUGGCUCAGCGUCUCAGCCCAGCGGGUCGGCGGAUGCGGCUCUGACGGGAGAGCUUCCAACCUCCAACGUGGAUGGAAAGAAUCUUGAUCACGCCAGCACUCAGACCGAUGCCCUGCGAGCGCCCGCGCCCCGUCGCCGUCAGAUGAAGAACAAGUCGGUUCUGUGCCGACCGUUCACCGUGGACCAGGAAGUCAUGUGCCGGAUACCGUCACCUUCCCCUGAAUUAGAAGCUCUACUAGAUAAGCCCCCGGAGUCCGACCAACUAUCCAGAUCGCCGGCGAGGUCUCCGAAACCGCAGGGGGAAACUGAGCCGAGCAACCUCACGCCAGCUCGCCUCACCGGGCGCCAUUUCCUGGGUAAAAGGGAGACUGAUUCCAACUGCAAGGUGUGCUGCCAGCAAAGGAAGAGGAAGCUGGAUGAAGAGGAAACGGCCUGGAAGAAGCAGAAGAUGGAGGACGGCAGUGAUGAGCCAGAGAAGGAUAGGGACCUUUCUGUCAGCGAGAAGAGAAACGAUGACGAGGAGGAGGAGGAGGAGCGGGAGUCUGAAAUAGAUUUAGGCAGUAUGAAGAGGCUGACGCCAUAUUACUGUAAGACAUGUACUGAAGAGCCCAGCCUCUGUCCUGUGCCUUGUUUUGAACUCUACCACACAAAAUUUAACUAUGACGCGGGUGAGCCUACCAAGUAACCGAAAGACUUCACUUCACACCAGUAAACCUGUUUUAAAGCUUAUCGAUGGAGUCUAAUGUUUUUAUGUGCUGUCGUUGGUUACUGACUUCCCUUUGAGGGUUGAGUUUGUCACCCGAGUUUUUCUCUCUUCGGUUUCCUGAUCUGUUUUUUGAGAAGCCAUCUCUCAUCUCCGACUGCGGACGAAGAAAGCUGCAGCUUUAAAUAUUCCUGUUCAGUCCCACACUACCGUCUGUGCUAAUCCCAAACCAUGCUGCGAGCUUUUAGCACUAAUCCGAAAACAUCCUGUCUUUUCUUUAUAAUUACAGGGUUCCUACAGUCUAGAAAAGCAAAGGGUGGAAUUUUUCUCUUUUUUUUUUUUCAGUAUUUUUUAAGGCUGGAUCGGUGUGGAUAACUUAAAAAUGUAAAAACAUUUUGUAAUCUAUAAUGGAUGCUUUUCAGCAUGAAUAAGCAACUAUCAGAUUUGUUGGUUUGAUGUGUCGAGAUAAUGACAUGACAACUAUAUAUACAAAAAAAGAGAAAAAAACAGUCUCAAUUGUCUUUAGAUAAAGAGCCUAUGAAACUGUUUUCAAGAAAGAUUUCAGGAACUGAAUAAAAAAAAA